UUUCCUCUUGAAAUAAAAAACUUGAUUGGGGGGAGAGAAAAAAAAGAAAAAGAGAGAGAGAGAGAGAGAGUGCAUUGCAGAUGAAUGAAAGUUAAAGUUUAUUAUCAUUGAACGUUUUAUUCCUUUUUGAUGAAUCAUCAUUGGAUAACGUUUGCAGUUUUAAUCAACAGGGAGAGAGAGAGAGAGAGAGAGAGAGAAGUAUUUGAUAUUUUCUUUUUAACAAGUGGAAUGAACGAACCAUCUAUCAGAUUAUGUUGUUUUCUUUGAUCGUCGUCAUUUGAUAGAAAAAAAAAAAAAAAAGAAAAAUCAAGAAGAAGAAUGUUUCAUUUAAGUUAAUCGCAAGAUUAAGGAAAAUCAUGAUCAAAUCGUACAUUCAUUUUAAUUAUUGUCAAAAGAUUUUUAUAAGACAGAUGAUAUCGUAUUGUCGAAAAAAGUCGAAGAAAUCGAGAAGAUUUUGACACUUUUACUUUCGAAUAAUUUACAAAAAAAAAAAAAAGGAUACAUCCAUGUGAUUUUUAUUGGAUUAAAAUAAAUCAUAGUUGUAAUUAAUCGAUUGCAAAAAAAAAAAAUAAUAAUAAUAAUUAAAAAAAAAAAGGAAAAAAAAAAAUAGACGAAGUUUGAAUUGAAUAAUUGAAUGACUUUCAACUUGAGUUUAGUAUAAACGAAUGAAUUUAAACUCGAAUAUUAUAUAAUAUCCUGUGUGGUGACAGAAUAACAACACUGAUGCAGUUGAAUCGUUGACCUUCAUAUUUUUCUCAACUGUCUUCAUCGUAACGAGACCUUUUUUUAUUACCUUUAAAAGAAGAUGAGUAUGCCUCAGGCUAAUUGAACAUCACACACGUUCAGAUAUUUAUUGCAAGAGGAAGAGGAAGGAGAAACAUAAGGAAAAGUAACAAAGAAAUAAAAAGAAGAAGAAGAAGAAGAAAAAGAAGGUUGUGCAUUUUAUUAAAAGGAGAUGUAAGAAAUCCUUUCUAUCGAUCAAGGUCAAUCCUUAGUGAUCUCCACAAGUGGUCAGAGAAAUGACGGUCACUUAUACUGCCGAGGUUGCUACCUGUCGUGGUCUUGGAUGUUUUCUUAAAUUAUUACUCAGAUGGAGAGCAAGUAUAUACAAGUUGGUAUGGAUAGAUCUAGCUCUAUUUCUAUUCAUAUAUUAUUCAUUAUCAAGUAUUUACCGAUUGAUACUGGAUGACGAUCAAAAGAAAAUAUUUGAAGCUAUAGUUGGAUAUUGCAACCAAUACAGCGAUUUAAUACCAUUGUCAUUUGUGUUGGGAUUUUACGUUAGUAUUGUUAUGACAAGAUGGUGGAAUCAAUAUAUGGUGAUACCUUGGCCAGAUUCUAUUGCAGUAUUUGUAUCAGCAACUAUACACGGUAACGAUGAAAGAGGUCGAUUAAUGCGUCGUACUAUAGUCAGAUACGUUUGCGUUUGUUUGACUUUGGUCUUGGCCAACGUGUCACCAAGGGUCAAGAAACGUUUCCCAACGUUGGAACAUUUAGUCGAUACUGGAUUACUUUUAGAAAAUGAACUUUCAGUAUUUCAAGGUUUAAAUAAUAAAUUUCCUAAACCCAGUAAACAUUGGUUACCCAUUGUAUGGGCUUCCAGUAUUGUUACAAGAGCUAGAAAAGAAGGUAGGAUUCGUGAUGAUUUUGCUGUCAAAACACUCAUCGAUGAACUCAAUAAAUUUCGUGGUAUGUGUGGUAAUCUGAUACAUUAUGACACCAUAAGCGUUCCUUUGGUUUAUACUCAGGUCGUUACGUUGGCCGUUUAUACGUAUUUCUUGACAAGUGUCAUGGGUAGACAAUGGAUUCAAACUUCAAAUGCAUCUACCAUCGACCUGUACUUUCCCGUAUUCACGACACUACAGUUUUUCUUUUAUAUGGGCUGGCUCAAGGUCGCUGAAACUCUGAUCAAUCCUUUCGGAGAGGAUGACGAUGAUUUUGAAGUUAAUUGGAUCAUCGAUCGUAACUUACAAGUGAGUUAUCUGAUCGUUGAUGAGAUGCAUCAUGAACAUCCAGAAUUGAUACGUGAUCAGUAUUGGGAUGAAGUAUUUCCAACUGAGCUUCCAUACACGGCAGCAUCUCAACCAUUCCGUGAGGAACAUCCUCAACCUUCUACAGCUGGCAUACAAUUGUCAGCAGCACAGCAAGAAGUUUUACCAUCGUCGGUUAGGAUCGAUGAAAUGGCACCGGACUUUCAACAAAAAUUUUCUAACGAAAUUGCCGACGACGCUGCUUCUGGUAUACACUUUACUGCAGAUGGAAAAUUGUCCAGAAGUAUUACCACUGCUAAAAUGCCAAGAAGUGCCAGCAGAGUGAGUAAUCGUGACCGUACUUUUAGCAGUGGAUCGACGCCAAGUAAUCUGGGUGGUUCGCUGACCAGGGUCAACAGUGUAACCAGUAUGUUGAAGAGAUUGUUCAGUACUGUAGAUAGAACUGAUGGUUCGGCCAGCGGUUCCAAAACACCUGGAAGAAUUCCUAAUUCAAGUUCUGCAGUAUCGUUGCAACCUAGAGUCAUCGGUGGUACGGGUGGCUCAGCCAGGAUCGGAGUCAUCGAAGAAGUCGACGAACAGAUGACGAUGACAUCGAUGAGAGCAGAAAACAGGCCCCACGUUCAAAGUAUUUUUCCACAAGGACCUCCUCCACCUAGUGCACCGGUUGACGUCCCUGAAACCAAUCAUUCUAGAAACAGAGACACCAUUUCAAACAGUGCACCGGCUACUGCUUAUGUACCUGCUCCUGGUACAAGUGGGAUUGUUCAUGAUUUUGAAAAUGGCAAUCCUCCUAUUGCUAGGAGAGAGAGAUCAAGUAUAAGCUAUGAACCUUCGAGGAGUUAUCAAAGUACCACGACUGGGGAUGGCAUGAUCAGUCCUAGAAGUUCAAUAUCUUCGACGACCAGUAGUUCGGGCGAUGAGUUUACCAAAUUAAAAGUAGAACGAGAAAAUCAGAGGCGAGAAAAAGCAUUCAGAAGAUUAGCUCGAAGUGUCAGUGGUCAUACUAAUAUUAUUCAACCCGAAGCAAGGAACUUAACGGAAAACGAAUUAUUAUUAUUAACCGAAUUAGCUGAUGCAUCGAGAACUGCAAUGAUAUCGAGAAGUCCCGAUGACAAAGGAAACAAUAUUACUAGGGUUUAGGUGAACUCUAUUAUUAGUUUUUAUAUCAAUUUCGCGUGUUAUUUGUGAUAAAGUGUAAGUUAUUUUAUUAAAUGCUACAUUAUGUGCCAGUUACUAUGGUAAACUGUAAAAGUAAGGUGGGAUAGAAAUGAAUGAACAAAGAUGGACAAGUUUUUUAAUUAACAUUCCGAUAAGAUAUGCGUACUUUUGAAAUUUAUCUAUUGGCUCUAGAUAAUAAGCUUCAGAUAGACAUAUUAGGGCUACUCAACAAUUAUUUAGUAGCUUUUCUUGUUUUCAUUUGGCUAAUAUCAUGGCUGUGUAUUGAUCUACAUAUACUUAAAACAUGUACAUACACCAUUGAAAUUAUUGCAAAUGAUUUUUCACAUAUAUUAUAGGAUGACAAUAAUUAAGAAAACGAUCGGUGCCGACUUGUGACUUAUUUUUAUACGUUCGUGUUUUUCCUAUUUAUCAAUGGACACUUAUAAGGUAGCAAUAAUUAUCAAUCUAUUCAAUUGACACGACAUUGUUACAUUUUUGUUCCCGUUUAUUGUAUUUUAAUUUGAACGCACAACAAACCAAUUGAAAAUAUAUAUUUCGUCGAUUUAGAUCGGAAAGUGCCUAAAAUGUGCCUAGGGUUUAAUUGGGCACAUGAAAUACUCUGACAUAAGGUGCAUUUGUGAAACACCGCGCUAUUGGUCUAUUUAAAAGGAAGACGAUGUUAACGCUUAUACAUAUGCUGUAUUUCAUAUAUGAUGUUUUUUACAAUUUCGAGAUAAGAUCCUUUCCCCUUCGACUUUAAAAAUAAGACAAACGUUAGAGGUAUGUUGAACAUUCCAAAGAAAAUAAGACCGGAGGGAGGGUCGUUUGUAUUUUGUGUCUCUGGUGCUACCAAAAAGAAAACACUUAUCCUUUUUCAGUAUUAAAUAAAGUAGUAAAAAGAUCAA
Messenger RNA from Polistes dominula (European paper wasp), 4051 nucleotides. Its product is annotated as bestrophin-1. Lineage: Eukaryota; Metazoa; Arthropoda; Insecta; Hymenoptera; Vespidae. Gene Ontology annotation, molecular function: chloride channel activity. The record is from RefSeq and is a predicted model, not a curated record.